AUUUAUUUGAUUAAUAAAGCCCGUCCACUUCGUUAAUUUUAGUGAAGAUUUUGUUUGAUUUGUCGAAUUUUGUUAAUUUUGGCGUUUUAGUUUGACCUAGGGUUUGUGAUUUGGACAUCUUUCUUGUAUGGGCAAUGAAGGCUUUGAUCUACUAGAUUGGUUUCAGUUUAAUAGGGAUGAUGACAGUCUCACAUCUAUUAUUUUAUUAUGAAUUUUCAAGUUUUUAGUGAAUUGAGAAUCCUUUUAUCCACGAGAUUCCCAAUCUCACAUAGUUAUUUUGUAGCUACAAAGUUAUUUGAUUGCAGUCAACAAUUUUGUUUUUGUAAUAAACGAAAAAGUUUGGGUGUAUAUUUUGUUUGUCAGAUGAAUGUCAAGUUUUAUUGACAAACAUCAGAGGAAGAAUGUUAUCAUGUUGAAACUUGCAAGCACUAGCUUUUGGUUCCAUACAUGGAGCUCUGCAUUCUUGUAUACAAAGAACUAGUCAUUCAGAUGAUUUAAAUAGAAUUCUAAGGGAUUUAUGAGUUGGAAAGGUGGAAACAUGGCAACAGGUUUUAGAGAUUGCAAAGGCUAUGAAAUCUGCCAGUUCACCCAGCAAAAGUUCACUCUCAAAGAAGACCCUUAUGUAAUAUUGGUUAUUUUGGAUCUGUGGACUUCAAGUGUGAUAACAUUACAGACAGUAGGAGAAUCUGCAUUCCUUUUCAUUAUAAACAAAGCGAAGGCGCUACUUAGCCCUAUCAAGCAAGCAAGAAUGAAGGCCCGUGCGACACCCGGCGUUAACACUUCCCAAUCUGGAAAUGCUAACCACAGUUUCAAUGGUAACGGGAAUACGCCUGACGGCGAAAGCAUACAAAGAGAGUGA
This is a messenger RNA of Ilex paraguariensis (yerba mate), 859 nucleotides long. The record is from the annotation of a GenBank genome assembly. NCBI's taxonomy places the organism in Eukaryota, Viridiplantae, Streptophyta, Magnoliopsida, Aquifoliales, Aquifoliaceae.